AUGGCUAUUCAGACGGCAGUUUAUUUGUGCCAUCCUAUUCCGACUGCAGCAGUCUCACCAGAUCCGUCAUCUGAGGACUCUGGGCUUUGGUCACCGCUCUGCUGUACACUCAUUUAUACCCCGAACACUGCAAUUCUUGUGGAUUGCCCUGCGAGCGUCAACGCGACAAAUGAAUUAGCAUCUUGGCUCAAAUCAACUCUACCGCCCGGGUGUACUUUGAAGUACUUUAUCGCAUCGCACGCCCAUGGAGACCACUUCCUCGGCAUCCCAAUUUUGAAGGCCGCAUUCCCAAGUAUCACGCCUACCAGCACCGAGAGUGUUGUUGAGGGGAUAGCACAUCAGUAUUCCCCCGAGACCUACAAAGCACUCUGGGAGGCUACCUUUCCUCCCAGUGAAGCAGGCACUGGCGUACCUGAGACGAAAACUGAUUUUGUGGCCCUGCCCGCGUCAAACGAGAUAAUCCUGGACGGACAUCUUGUCAAGCUCCAUGAUGUGCCACAUGGCGACACGCAUGCCGGCUCUUUCAUUCACGUUCCGGACCUGGGACUUGUUGUCGCCGGCGACAUUGUCUACAACGGGGACUGUCACCAGUGGCUCGGCGAGGCGAGCACGCAGGAAAAAAGAGACAAAUGGGUAGAGGCUCUGUCGCAGAUUGAGGCUUUGAAACCCAGGGUUGUUGUUCCCGGACACACAUUCAAGCCUACGGUGGAACCUAAUGAGGCCAUUGCACAGUCUAUGUUGAACAGUACGAGGAAGUACAUCAAGGCCUUUGAGGAGGAACUUGAGAAAGCGCAAAGUGAGGUGGAUCUGUUCAAAGUUAUGAAAUCUCGCUUCCCAAGGUGGAAUCUCUGGAUUUUGAGUGGCGGGUGCCGCGCUGGAAUCAUGUCCAAACAGUCUCCAGCUUCCUCGGAGCACCUAUGA
Messenger RNA from Colletotrichum truncatum, 921 nucleotides. Its product is annotated as metallo-beta-lactamase domain protein. NCBI's taxonomy places the organism in Eukaryota, Fungi, Ascomycota, Sordariomycetes, Glomerellales, Glomerellaceae. The record is from RefSeq and is a predicted model, not a curated record.